Molecule: messenger RNA, 426 nt
Organism: Tetrahymena thermophila SB210
Lineage: Eukaryota; Ciliophora; Oligohymenophorea; Hymenostomatida; Tetrahymenidae
Exons: 1
Source: RefSeq, a predicted model, not a curated record
AUGAUUGAUUUUAACACUUUAUUUAUUUAUUGCUAAAACCUUAAAAUUUUAGAAAGAUCAAACAAAAAUGAUAUCAUAAUAAAAAUGCAAGAAAUAUAGAGCAAAAUAUACUAAAUAUUUUAGAAUAGAUUAGUAAAAAUAAUUAUUUUGCAAUUUAAUUAGUUAAAUUCAUAUCUUUAAUUUAUAUAACAUAUUUCAUGUAAAUCCACUACUUAAUUGUUCAUCUAUUUUUUAGAAUUCUGUGCAUACAAACUCAAAUUUCCACAGCUGAAAUAUUAUAUUAAAAAUUAAUUCGUUCCCCCCUUAAGUGAAAAAAAAAGAAAAAGAAAAAGAGUUUUUAAUAGAAAGUCAUUAAAAAGUAAUUAAUUAGUGAAUUAAUUAAUUAGUCAAUCAAUAAUUAAAUUAAAGAAGUAAAGAAAUAAGUGA